AUGGAUCAAGAAAAGCUGCAUGUAGCAAUAAUCUCAAGUCCAGGAAUGGGACAUUUAAUCCCCGUCCUCUUACUCGGCAACCGUCUAGCCACCCAUCACCACCUCCACGCCACCAUCCUCGCCGUCACCACCCAAACCUCUUACGUUGAAUCUCAACUCCUGGCCUCCCUCAUGGACUCCCGGCACAUCAACAUCAUCAAAAUCCCAUUAGUAGACAUCUCCAACCUACUCCACCCGAACGACGCCGUCGUCACCCAGCUAGCUGUCAUGAUGCGAGAGGCUCGACAUGGUAUCCGGUCAGCCAUCUCCGCCAUGACCCACCGUCCUGACGUCCUUAUCGCCGACGUCUUCUCCAGCGAGUCACUUCCCAUAGCGGAUGAGUUUCAUAUGCGAAAGUACGUCUAUGUUCCUUGCUCAGCCCGUUUCGUCUCAGUUACUACCUACUGUCAUGUGCUUGAUGAGGAGAUCAAAGGUCAGUACGUCGACCAGAGAGAACCGCUGAUGAUUCCCGGUUGCGACCCGGUUCGGUGUGAAGAUGUGCCUGACCCCAUGCUGGAUCGGAACAACCAGCAGUACAAGGAGUAUGUUCGGAUGGGGAUUGAUUUCGCCACGCUUUCUGAUGGGAUCUUGAUGAACACGUGGACCGAUUUGGAACCUAAAUCGAGUGAUGCGUUAAAGUUCAAUAAGAUCUUGCGGUCGGUAGUAAAAGUGCCGGUUUAUAAUAUUGGACCGUUGACUAGAGAGGUUGAAGAGAGCAGUUCAAAGAAAAGUGAGGUGAUCGAGUGGCUGGACAGACAGCCGCUUGAAUCCGUGCUUUUCGUAUCAUUUGGAAGCGGAGGCACACCCUCGGCUGACCAAAUAACCGAGCUGGCUUGGGGUUUAGAGCUGAGCCAACAGAGGUUUCUGUGGGUGAUACGUCCACCUGCGGGCAGCUCCAAUGACGGCGCUUUCUUCACUGCCGGGACGGGUACAGAUGGGCCGCCGGAGUACCUUCCAGAAGGAUUCUUGACCCGAACUCAGAGGGUGGGGUUGGUGUUGCCGCUGUGGGCCCCACAGGUGGAGAUUUUGAAUCAUCGAUCGGUAGGAGGGUUUCUAUCACACUGUGGAUUCAAUUCAGUUUUGGAAAGCAUAAAAGGUGGGGUGCCGAUGAUUGCAUGGCCACUGUACGCAGAGCAGAGAUUGAAUGCCAGCAUUGUGGCGGAGGAGCAGAAGGUGGGAGUCCGGCCGGCAGUGUUGCCGACAAAGAAGGUGGUAGGGAGGGAGGAGAUAGAGCAGAUGGCGAGGAGGUUGAUGGAGAGCGAAGAAGGGAAGAGGAUGCGAGAGAAAGUGAAAGCAUUAGGGGAAAGUGCAAAGGAAGCGUUGGGGAUCGAGGGUUCAUCCUAUAAUUCAAUGUGUGAGUUCAUUAAAUGCUGUGAAAAGAAGAUGACACGUCCAUAGCCUCCGCAUCAAAGAUCAAUAAUCUGGUGUGGUGGUGAUCCCAUCCGUUGCCGUUUCAAUUUCAUUAAUAACCGUCGACAAUUGAAGCACUGUUAACUGUCACCUCAUCGUAUAGGGUCAAAUUUAUCGGUAAGUCUUUC
Messenger RNA from Cynara cardunculus var. scolymus (artichoke), 1577 nucleotides. Its product is annotated as anthocyanidin 3-O-glucosyltransferase 5-like. Gene Ontology annotation, molecular function: UDP-glycosyltransferase activity. The record is from RefSeq and is a predicted model, not a curated record. Bases 1 to 1437 code for a protein of 478 amino acids. Lineage: Eukaryota; Viridiplantae; Streptophyta; Magnoliopsida; Asterales; Asteraceae. The transcript has a single exon.